GAUUAAAGAAACAUUUUAUCCUGAGAUCCCAAAUCCUGAGAACAGCAAAGCACUGCAGUUUCAGAAGAACAUCUGCAAAGGGAAUAAGACACUUAAAACACUGGAAAUGAACCCCUGCACCCCCAAUAGUGUUGAAGUGGUGGAAACACAGUCUGCUGCUCCCAAGAUAGAAUACACAGAGAUGAUGUCCCCAGCCGCAGACACCGUGCCCGAAGAUGACUCUGACUCAGAAAAUGAAAACCAUGUAGUUGUGUCCUAUUGCCCCUCUAUUGUUGAAGAGGAGAUCUCAAAUCCCCCUAUGGAUGAACCUGUGGGGUCAUCUCAGGUGGUUUACAUUGACAUCCAGUCAAUGUAUCCGCCUCAAAUUGAAGCAGAGGAGGAGCCAGAAAUAGACUUUGUGACUACAGCAGGCUACAAGCCACAAAUGCAGCUGCCUAUCAGUGCUCUGAAAAGAGAGUCUCGCUCAGCUCCAGAGAAAGAAUCAGAUGAAAUUGCAGGUUACAGACCUCAAGCAAACACUAAUGCCUGGAACAUGGACACUCCAGACUCACCUGGAUCAGUUGAAAGCAACAAUGAAAAUGCACCUUUUGGUAGCCCGUGCUCCAUUAAUUCCCGACAGUUUUUGAUCCCCCCAAGGGAUGAUGAAGACUCUCCCAAACCCAAUAACACAGGAUGGUCCUUUACACACUUUUUUUCAUAACAAACCAAAUGAUUAACAGUGGGUCCUCAUCACACCUGAACCUGCCUUCUAAAUAAGCUCUUAUUCCUGAUGUGGUAAA
Messenger RNA from Tinamus guttatus (white-throated tinamou), 779 nucleotides. The record is from RefSeq and is a predicted model, not a curated record. NCBI's taxonomy places the organism in Eukaryota, Metazoa, Chordata, Aves, Tinamiformes, Tinamidae.